This is a messenger RNA of Sclerotinia borealis F-4128, 1896 nucleotides long. The record is from the annotation of a GenBank genome assembly. NCBI's taxonomy places the organism in Eukaryota, Fungi, Ascomycota, Leotiomycetes, Helotiales, Sclerotiniaceae.
AUGGGGAUCAACGGCGACCCAAACUAUGGCUCCUCCAAAUCCCAUGCGAAUAUUAAAAAGACCCAACAUUCCUUGAACACCCCACCAAUAUCGGCAUCACCCCGCUCAACGACCCCUCCUACCACAACAAGUAAAAGAAUGACGGAAAGAAAACCCCGAGAAGAGAACACAAACUCUUCAAAAAAUACAAGCAGAACAUAUCGUCCAACUGUUGAUGCGGUCGAUUCGAAUGCGCUGAGUAAAGCUCUUAUGAGAGAGUUUGAGGAUUCUGGUGGCAGGCAUCGCGACAUCACACCUGGAGGUAGCCCAAGCAGAAAGCGACAACGUGUAUAUGGCGACAGCAAUUUCAAUCUUUGUGGUUUCGAUCUUCCAAAGCCCGAUCUCCCAGAGAUUGAGAAGCCCCCAAGAUUCAUUCCAAAUCGAGAAGGACAAGACUUGCAAGCCAGCUUCAGUUUACUGCAUGAUGAGGGAUCUCCAGCAACACCUUCUAAACAAAAGAAGCGUACCCCGCACGGCGAGCUUCAUUUCCAAAGAACCGAAGAAGCCAAUCGGACAUUCUCUACCUUGCUUCGGUCCGAGCUCUUCGAUACGACAAUUCCACAACCUACACCUACCAGCUUAUCGCCCGAAUCGCAUACAACCACUAUCAAUGAUCCCACAAGAUCUCAUACCCCCCCUCAUAUCUCGCCUGCGAUCUCAUCACUACCGGCAUCUUUCACUCCUUCGACUCCACACAAGAAUCUCUUUACGUAUAUGUCACCGCGACAUCAUACGAAUAUUGCCGGUCACCCAACUCCAUCGCGAACGCCCCAAAGUAGACAUGGAAUCAACCUCGAUGUCCGAUCGGAGCUCUACAGCGUUUCUCCUGUACGAUUCAACAGCCAGCAGUUGCUAUUGAGUCCUCGCAAGCAACCUCGAGUUGUGAGCAAGGUGCCAUACAAAGUCUUAGACGCGCCUGACUUAGCUGAUGAUUUUUACCUCAACCUUGUGGAUUGGGGAAGCAGCAAUGUUCUUGGAGUAGGACUUGGAUCUUGUGUGUAUAUGUGGAAUUCACAAACUGGACGAGUGAACAAGCUGUGUGAGUUAACUGAUGAUACUGUCACAAGCGUAUCGUGGAUUCAGCGUGGCUCUCAUAUUGCCAUUGGUACUGGAAAGGGAUAUGUUCAGAUUUGGGAUGCAGAGCGAGUGAGACGUUUACGCACAAUGACAGGCCAUACAGCUCGAGUUGGAUCCCUUGCUUGGAACGACCAUAUCCUCACUUCAGGUUCCAGAGAUCGCCUCAUUUAUCACCGAGAUGUACGAGCACCAGAUCAAUGGUUGAGAAAAUUGGUUGGACAUAAGCAAGAAGUUUGCGGUCUUCGUUGGAACUGCGAUGACCAACAACUUGCAUCAGGUGGUAACGACAACAAACUCAUGGUUUGGGAUAAGCUAUCUGACACUCCUACCUACAAGUUCAGUGAUCACACUGCCGCUGUCAAAGCCAUUGCCUGGUCUCCACAUCAAGGCGGUCUUCUCGCAUCGGGAGGUGGUACUGCAGACCGUCGUAUCAUAUUCCAUGACACCAAGCGCGGCACCAAACUCAAUGAGGUCGACACUGGCUCUCAAGUAUGCAAUCUUGCAUGGUCAAAGAAUUCGAAUGAAAUCGUGUCCACCCAUGGUUAUUCGCAAAACCAAAUCGUGGUUUGGAAAUAUCCGAGCAUGCAACAAGUUGUUAGUCUUACAGGUCAUACUUACAGAGUAUUAUACCUGGCAAUGAGUCCUGAUGGCAGAGUUAUAGUCACGGGUGCAGGCGAUGAGACUUUGAGAUUUUGGAAUGUGUUCGGUAGAAAGCCAGGACAAAGAGAUGAUUGCGAUGCCGGUGGAGGAAAGCUCGCGGAUUGGGGUAUCAUCAGAUAG